AGCCCGCAGCCCUUCGCAAGGACACCGCGGAGGGGGCACAUCCGCGCUCCCACUUCCUCCCGACACAGCCUGUGAUUGGCUCGCAGCCUUAAGAGGAACACGUGAAGCAGCAGCUGAGGCCGGCAGAAACUUACCGGCCGUCUCCGGGUAGCAUCGCACCGUACCGCGGUCAUCUCCGGACAGCCCGGCCUGGGGACAAUGAGGUCGUCGUGCGUCCUACUGGCCGCGCUGCUGGCGCUGGCCGCCUACUACGUGUACAUCCCACUGCCCGGCGCGGUGUCCGACCCUUGGAAACUGAUGCUGCUGGACGCCACUUUCCGCGGCGCGCAGCAAGUGAGUAACCUGAUCCACUCCCUGGGGCUGAGCCACCACCUGGUCGCGCUCAAUUUCAUCAUCGUUUCUUUUGGGAAGAAAAGCGCAAGGUCUUCCCCCAAAGUGAAGGUGACCGACACUGACUUUGAUGGGGUGGAAGUCAGAGUGUUUGAAGGCUCUCCAAAACCCGACGAGCAGCUGCGGCGAAGCGUGGUCUAUAUCCACGGAGGAGGCUGGGCCCUGGCGAGUGCAAAAAUCAGCUACUACGACCAGCUGUGCGCAACACUGGCGGAGGAGCUGAACGCCGUCAUCGUUUCCAUCGAAUACAGGCUCGUUCCACAGGUCUACUUUCCUGAGCAAAUUUACGACGUCAUCCGUGCCACAAGAUACUUCCUGCAGCCAGAAGUCUUAGACAAGUACAAGGUGGACCCUGGGAGAGUCGGUGUCUCUGGAGACAGCGCUGGCGGGAACUUGGCGGCCGCCCUUGGACAGCAGUUUACAUAUGUGGCCAACCUAAAAAAUAAGCUCAAACUGCAGGCUUUAAUCUACCCAGUCCUCCAGGCUUUGGAUUUCAACACACCCUCUUACCAGCAGAACAUGAACACUCCAAUCCUGCCGCGCCAUGUCAUGGUGAAGUACUGGCUGGACUACUUCAAAGGCAACUAUGACUUUGUGCAGGGGAUGAUUGUGAACAAUCACACUUCGCUGGAUGUGGAAGGGGCCGCAGCCCUCAGGGCCCGUCUCAACUGGACGUCCCUGUUACCCUCAUCCAUCAAAAAGAGCUACAAGCCUGUCAUGCAGACCACAGGUGACGCCAGGAUCGUCCAGGAGAUCCCUCAACUGCUGGAUGCUGCUUCUUCCCCGCUCAUCGCAGAGCAGGAAGUGCUUCAGGCGCUCCCCAAGACCUACAUCCUCACCUGCGAGCAUGACGUCCUGCGGGAUGACGGCAUCAUGUAUGCCAAGCGCUUGGAGAGUGCGGGCGUGAAUGUGACCUUGGACCACUUUGAGGAUGGCUUUCAUGGGUGUAUGAUUUUCACAAGCUGGCCGACCAACUUCUCCGUGGGAAUCCGGACUAGGAAUAGUUACAUCAAAUGGCUGGAUGAGAACCUGUGACAGAGUGGACUCCACACGUGCACGAAGCUCUUGACCGCCUCCGUUUGCUUUGGAAAGACCCGCUCUUUUCAAUCAUCCGAGCCUUUCUCCUGUUUCUCAUGAAUAUUGGAAUCUGUACCCUGCAGACCUGAUAAUCUACAUUUUGAAAGUGAUUCUAACUGACUAGUUUAAAAACAUCUGAACUUGGUGCCCCCAGUGGGCCAUUUCCUCUGUUCUUUCUUGUAGCCCACGUGGUAUGAAUGGUCACAAUUUGAGGAGCUAGAAGUAGCCCUAGGUCCGGCCUCUAUUGUAUUCUUUCCACAAGAAGUCUUUCCAGCAGUGGGUGAGGUAGUAACUUCUGAGGAACUGAAAAACGUGGGCUUUUCUUCAGUUCCCUCACUUGACUUGGCAUGCAGAGCAGGGUCUAGGGGACACUCUGAGGCCAGCACCGGGGACUGCAUGUCCUCUGCCUCCAACAGUGGUUGUGUUUACUGUGGGAAUUUUGACAGGAUUUCUAGCAAAACAGACUUCUUCUCAAAAGCUUUUCUUCCCUAAGAGUGUUGAUUUUAUGAGCAAGAUGCUGUAAAUAAGGGUGGGCUAAAAGAAGACUUGAAAGUUACUUUCUACUCCUAUUCUAAGAAAAUGAGAGGCUGCAUGUUCUAAUAUUUCCCUGGGAACAUCUUUUGUAAACAAACUUAUUUAAAUGUAGAGUAAGUUUCAUACUAUGAAAUAAGUAAAGAUAGAAAAAUGAAACAGCCUAUUGUUACUUAGGAAUACUCCUGGCAUAAAUUACUAAGACUGGUGUGUAUAUAUUUGGGAUAGUGAGGAAAUAAAUUAUGCUUAAUAAUACCUUAAAAUUAUGAGAAGUAUCUUUAGAAGGUCUAGUCCAUUUUUGGAAGAAGGGCUAGUCCAUUCUUGAAAACUCAAUUUUUCACUUUUAGCUAAAAAUUAGACAAUUUUGGUAUAGUGUAUUGUUUAUUUUUUAAGUUAUUUAAUGUUAAUAUAUAUAGCUAAACAGGAUUUUUCUGAAAGACAUCUAUUAUAAAAAAUUUAAGAUAAAAGGUAUUUUUUAAAAGAAAACUACCAUAGAGUUAUAUCCACAUGUAAUUUUGUGAGGAGCUAGACAGUAAUAGUAGUAAGGAUCAAAUACUUCGAUAUUUAUGUGUAUAUGUAAAUUAAAAUAAUUAGAAACUUUUUACCUAGUAUAGACAUCCAAGUAAUGCUGGCUGACCAUCCUAAUCCAAAAUCUGAACUAUCCCAAAAUCCAGAAUUUUGAGUCUGGUCUGAUGGCACAAAUGGAAAAUUCCAGACCAUGGAAGUUUAUUUUGUGUAUAAAAAUGAUUAAACCUAUUGUGUGAAGUUACCCUCAGGCUAUGCAGAUAAGGUGUAUAAAAAGCACAAAUGAAUGUCUCAGUGAGAUUUGGGUCCCAUUCUCAAGAUAUUUUGUUUUAUAUAUAUGCAAAUAUCCCACAGUCUAAAAAAAUUAAAACUCUGGAAACACUCUAGCCCCAAGCUUUUCAGAUGAGGGAUACCCAACUUGUGAUUUAAUUGCUUAGAUAAGACAGACACACAUGCUUCUCUCUGCCCAUGAUGGUCAAGGGAACCCUCUUGGGAGUCCCUUCAGGUGAAGGGCAGACGCCGCACUGCCCCCUCCUGAGUUUCUGCAGUUAGGUCUAGGAGUUCCAACUGCCCAGCCUUGCCUUCGAAACAGUCUUCACUGCCAGUGUGCACAUCUUGGGCAGAGUAAGGGAUCCCAGGUUAGAUCUAAGUUGAACACCCUGCUUCCUGUCAACCCAGCUUCUGCUCGCAAUCCAUGUUACAGUUAGGGACUGUACAGAGAACACCCAACCAAGUCAUGAUCCAGUGCAUCAUGAAAAGAGAGCCUUUCCACUCCAUGAGGAAUGGAUGUUUCCUGUUUCCAGCAACGAGAUCACAAAUGGAAACUUCCACACUGACUUCUCAAUUAUCGUCAAAGCUACUGGCAUCUUUAUAGUAAAACAAAUGUAACAGUGUGUGUGCAUUUGUGUGUUCUGUGUGUGUAUGAAAAGGUCGUAUAGACGACCUUGCUGAAUUUGCUCAAGUUACUGUCACUGGUUUCUUUUGUCUAAAAUCUGAGAGCAGAGUUGCCUGAUCUUUGAGAUCACUUCUAACAUCAGUCUUUUCUACGGUAAUUUUUGAUAGGUCAUAUUCUGAAUAUGCCAACAUACUCAUCUCUAAACACUGAUUUUACUUACAAAACAGAUUUUUAAAAAUUGGCUACAUAGCAUUAAUGCCUCCACAGGGUUACUAUGGUUUGUAUUUAGGAUAUAAAUUGAUGCCCAUCUUUAACUGAGGUUAUGGGGGGAAAUCACAGGGUGUUUUUGAAACCUGAGAUUUUAGUUAUUAUUUGAGUGAUAGCCAUCUUCUCAAGGUGCUGGGCACGGAACCCAGGGCCUUACAUGCUUGGCAAGUGCUUUACCCCUGAGCUAUUACUGUUUUCUUCUACAUCAUUUAAAAGUGUGAAAUAUAUUUUGACUUUACCUGUAAGAAAGAGGAAAAUGUGAUAUGUUCACAGAGUUUCUUAAAAUGGCAUUUCCUACCCAAACUAUGAGCCAAAUCCUGCAGAAAUCACACAAUAAGUGUUGGCAGAUGUCUGAAGAGCUCUCAAAGAUGAAAAGGGAAUGAAGGACAAAGGGACCACCCACUGUAUCUGAUGGACUACCUGGGGUUUUAUUCUUACAAGUAUGUUGUGCUCCACAAGCUGAUCUCUUUUCAGUAUAAGAUAGCUUGGUUUUGUUCUCCUGUUUUAUGAAAAGGUUACACUUUGGAAUACUAAGAUCUUUGAAAUCAGAACAUUAACAAAUGAAGGAAAUCUCGAGGUGCUGCAGAGUGUAAUGAAGUACGAUUUAUCUUGGUGUUUUCAUGUUCAUUUGUGAGCACUGGAAGACUUGCACAAUGAUGGUGAAUGGAAUGUUUUGUGCAAGACCUUUUAACUUUUGACUUUUUGCCAAUUUCCCUCUGCAAAGGGGAAGGCAGAUUUUAUGAAAAGUUUUAGGAACAAAUACAUUUUAUGGACUGAAAAUCCAUUAUGGAACUGGGAAAGUUUAUUUAUGUUUGGAAUCUUGUUUGGAAAUAAAACGGGUCCAUCUGGAAGCAUG
Peromyscus californicus insignis is the source of this 4541-nucleotide messenger RNA. It is a transcript of the gene Nceh1, whose product is annotated as neutral cholesterol ester hydrolase 1. Gene Ontology annotation, molecular function: carboxylic ester hydrolase activity. The record is from RefSeq and is a predicted model, not a curated record. NCBI's taxonomy places the organism in Eukaryota, Metazoa, Chordata, Mammalia, Rodentia, Cricetidae. The transcript has 5 exons. Bases 199 to 1425 code for a protein of 408 amino acids. Gene Ontology annotation, cellular component: membrane.